AUGUGCUGUGCAGCAGGCAGUGAAUGAAAGUUGCUUUCUCUCUGAUGAAACGUCCACGCAGCAUUACACUCUCCAGUUGUAGCGUUUCCCCUUUUGAGCUGCGAUGUCUACUAAACUGUUAACUGUGAACAACACAGUUUUCAAGUGUUUGAAGACUCUGGUGAACAGUAAGGUAAGGCUCUCCACAUAACUUGCAUGUGUAUAUUUUGUCACCGGAGCCGCUUCUCUUGGGUCCGUGAGUUUGAAGGGUCGCAGCUGUCUCACUCUGAAGGAUUUCAGCUCGGAUGAGAUCAAGAGGCUGCUGUGGGUGUCUGCGGAUCUAAAACAUCGGAUCAAGCAUGAAAAGCAGUAUCUUCCUCUACUGCAAGGAAAGUCGAUUGCAAUGAUAUUUGAGAAGAGGAGCACCAGGACAAGAAUGUCCACAGAGACAGGUUUUGCUCUGCUGGGUGGGCACCCUUGUUUCCUCACCUCUCAGGACAUCCACCUGGGAGUGAAUGAGAGCUCCACAGACACAGCAAGGGUUCUCUCAGGACUCUGUGAUAUUGUCUUGGCACGAGUCUACAGUCACUCGACACUGGUGGAGCUGGAUAAGGAGGCCUCCAUCCCCAUCAUAAAUGGUCUGUCUGACCUCUACCACCCAAUCCAGAUUCUGGCCGACUUCCUCACCUUACAGGAGCAUUAUGGGUCUCUGAGUGGACUGACAGUGAGCUGGAUUGGAGACGGAAACAAUGUCCUGCACUCCUUCAUGAUGACUGCAGCCAAACUGGGAGUUCACCUUAAGAUCGCUACACCAAAGGGGUAUGAGCCAGAGCAGAGUGUUAUCCAAGAGGCACAAAGACUCUCCAGAGAGCAUGGGACCCAACUGGUUCUGACCUCUGACCCGAUGGAGGCCGCCCAUGGCAGCAACGUCUUGGUCACAGACACCUGGGUCAGCAUGGGACAGGAGGAAGAGAAGAAGAAGAGGCUCAAAGACUUUCAAGGCUACCAGAUAACCAUGAAGACAGGAAGUGUGACCAAACCAGACUGGACCUUCUUGCAUUGUCUGCCCCGGAAAAUGGAGGAGGUGGACGACGAGGUGUUCUACUCCUCACGCUCCCUUGUGUUCCCCGAGGCAGAGAAUAGAAAGUGGACGAUCAUGGGUCUGAUGGUUUCUCUUCUGACUGACCACUCUCCACAGAUCCCCAAGCUCAAAUUUUAACAUCAGGUCUGAAUGUGGACUUUUACUUGUGUGUUAUGAUGGAUGUCAAUAGUACAACAAUUUAUAACACUAUCACAAAACUAGAGGGAUUACCAAAGUGUCUGUGUUUACGUUGUGUAAUUCAUAGCAUUGAUCAUGAGGUUUACAGUGUAAAUGUCAUUGCUUGUGUUACUGAAAAGAAAAGGAUUACUGAGCCUUUCUUCAACUCAUUAACAGUCUCUAACACUAUCAACCUGAGCUGACCAAUCACAUUCCUUGCAGUCCCUGCACGGUGUUUACACAGCCGCUGAAACUCCCAACAUAUACUUACAUUUUUUGAGGAAAUGCACAUAAUUUGCUGUGCCUAAGCUCCUUUAAUGCACAUGUAUAAACCCGGCUUUACAGCCAAAUGCUUUGAUAACACCACACUCUGCCAUUACCACACCACUGCUUAAGACAAAUCACAUAUAAACUGAAUUUAAAGUUACAGCAGACCGUGUUUUCAGAAUACAUCAUACAUUUGAAAGUACUGAUUCGACACAGUAAGAAAAACAGUUUGGAAAUGCUUGAAAUUGGCUCGUCAAAGGUUAUGCAUCAUAGCAGUAUAGAUCACAUGGUAUUCAGAGAAUGGGCUGAAAAAUGGACAGAAACACAGGUAUUGUAGAUGUCAUAAAGCAAGUCAACAUUGCAUUGAAUGUUUAAUUGGAUGAAUCCCCCUCCUGCAUGGUUAAACCUGAUUUUAUUAUCCUUUUUAAGUCUGAAUGUACACAAAUGUGCCUUUUACAUCAUGCUCUUCACACUUCUUCACUUCAAGAAGAACAAAACUGAGAGAAUCAAAUUGUUGUUCACUCACUACAAACAAUAAAACAUUACACUCUAUCCAUA
Molecule: messenger RNA, 2062 nt
Organism: Acanthopagrus latus (yellowfin seabream)
Lineage: Eukaryota; Metazoa; Chordata; Actinopteri; Spariformes; Sparidae
Gene: otc
Product: ornithine carbamoyltransferase
Exons: 10
Biological process (GO): L-citrulline biosynthetic process
Cellular component (GO): mitochondrion
Molecular function (GO): ornithine carbamoyltransferase activity; amino acid binding
Source: RefSeq, a predicted model, not a curated record